Molecule: messenger RNA, 3189 nt
Organism: Oldenlandia corymbosa var. corymbosa
Lineage: Eukaryota; Viridiplantae; Streptophyta; Magnoliopsida; Gentianales; Rubiaceae
Source: the annotation of a GenBank genome assembly
AUGAGGGCUCAUGGUCAUAAAAAUCAUAAGCGAACCCCCAUCAUCACAGAGACGUUUGUGGAUAGUCAAAGGAACUAUUUCGCCACUGUUGAUGAAAAUACCAUUAAAAAUGGUUUUGAAAUUACAAUGAGAGUCGAGCAUGGUUUCGAACAGGUACAGCCCCCAAACCCUGAUUUAAAUGAUGAGAUGCAGGAGGAAGACCCGAAUGAUCAAAUGGAUGAUGACAAUCAAGGAGAUGAAGCUCCCAGGCAACUUGAACCUAACGGAUUUUACCCAUCUGAAAAUGGUUUUCAUAUCCCAGAAGUUCCCCGCUCCCCUUCGGAUAAUGGAGGCGAAAAUCAGCUAGCAGAACCCGAGUAUCAUGGAGGUCUUCCAAAUGGAGGAGGCCCAGCACUUAUGGAUGUUGGCCACAGUAACCUGCCGGGGGAUCUAUUUACUGUCUACCAGCUAGCAACAGCCUCCUUCAACCAUGGCUACCCCGUUGGUCCCGAAGGAACAUCUGGCCAAGUCAAUCACAAUAAGCAUGAAUCACCCUGUGAUGUGCAUGUCGGAGUUAAUGAGGAAGGACAUCUGACCUUCACAUCGACUGAAGAACUGCUUAAGCACACAGAGGUGGUAAAUACUCUUUUGCAGGAUGGUUCGCAAAACCUUCCAAAUGAAGGUAGUACAUCUCAGCAACGGGAAGAGGCAGCUAAAACAAGCCAGCCGAAUCACAUGGUGAAUCUUGUGGAACUGUCCCCAAUCCUAACAGAAAAGGAACAUCUCUCUUCACAACCUCUCCAGGUGGCAACAAAACCAGGAGGGGACUUACAUGAGGUUCAUCAAUUGACCAAAGAAUAUGUGGAGUGGCUAAAACUACAGGAUGUGGAAGUUGAUCGGUUGGCACGAAAUGACAUGGUUUGGGAAUGGCAACAACGAAAGGUCAACAAACUCAAGAAGGGGUCCUUUUGUUUCCAAAAACCCACUUAUGAGGAAGAUAAAACCGACAAUUUUUCUAUCAACUCGAGCAGCUUCCCGAUCCAGCUUAACCCGUAUCAGGUAUCUACUUCAGCCUUGUUUGAGCUACUCUCUGAUGCUGAAAGUGAUUCUGGCAGGCUGAGGCAGACGGAUAAAAUCAAGAAAAAGAGAACUCAAAGGACUCGGAAAACAAGUCACAACUGGGGUAACAGUCAUCGCAGAAUCAUACGAAAAGUCUCUACCUGGACUGAUGCACCUGCCCUAUUUACUCAGACAGACACAACCAUUUUCUGGUCAGUGUCUGAUGGAAGGAUGAUUGGCCACAAGAGGAACAUACCAGAUACGCCUAUGACUAUUCCUAAGGGCAAGAAGCUGAAACUGAAGCUUAAACCAUAUCCACCACCAACACUACCAGCAAUCAAGAAAGGAGCAGAGAAGGUGCUGUUUCUUAUGGAAACACUUGCAAAGGAAGAUAAAGUGCGGCAGUGGCAACAAAGUACUAGCUUUAUGAAUUCUACUAUAAUUAAUCCUGGUGGUAGAAUUGGAGGUUUAGGUUUAUUUUGGUGUAAUAGUAUUAAGCAAUUAAGUAUGGCUCUAGCCAAUUUGCAGUACCCUAGCAUUCUAAACUUAAGGGUACCGGAGAUCAUAGGCAAAGAGGCAGUGGUACAUCAGUCUGCUGACCAUGAGCCUACGACCAAUCUUUCAACAUGCUUGGAAAACUGUCUUACUAAAGCCAGUGAGUGGAGUCAGCAGAGGUUUGGUGGUUUAGACAAAAGAGUUAAGGAGCUAAUGGCAACACUCCAACACAAUCAGGUAAACCCAAUCCAUUCAGAUUCAAUACUAGCCACUCAUGCAAAUUACAGAGUUAAAGAUCUCCUGUCUACAAGUGGACAAUGGAAGCUAGACAUGUUGCGAAAAAAUUUAUCAGACGAUAUCAUACACCAAAUUCAAGAUGGUUUAGACGAAUGCAAUGUUACUUCUUUAAUUCUUUCAUUCAUUGCAAAGUUGCAUCAGCUUCAGAAUAGUGUAAACCUUGUUCAUGGAGUCGAAGAAGAGGACAUCAAUGAUCCUUUUGAUGAGAAAAGGAUUGCACAAGCUCUUGUUGAAAACCCGGAAGUGAGAUUCCUCAUUGUCCUUGAUGAUGUUUGGACUGAGGAAUACUCAGGAAGUGGAAACCACUUAGAGACUCAUUCAAGGGCGCUGCUCUGGGAAGCUGCACGACAUAGUCCACGAUUUUGCACAGUUUUUGGUGCAUUUGACGAGGUAGAUAACUCAAUGGCAGCAACUUACAGAGGAUCUUUAUGCAGAGAAAGACAUCGUCAUGUGAGAAUUCCUGGUGAACUUCCGCGAGAUUUGUGUAGUAAUUUGAGAUCUGUGAGGUCCUUAACAUUGUCAUCUUGUGGAUUACAACAUUUACCAAAGGAGAUUGGAAAUUUGAUUCAUCUGCGGUUCUUGGAUGUGAGUGACAAUGAGUUCAUGGAAUUGCCAGAAACAUUAUGUCAUUUACAUUAUUUGGAAUCUCUGGAUAUUGAUUUGUGCCACAACCUUAGGCGCCUUCCUCAACGGAUUGGAGACCUUGUCCACCUGAGACACCUCUUCAAUGAUUACACAGGACAACUGGGAAUCCCACAAGGGGUUGGAAAGCUGCAACCACCCCCAAACCUAAAAGUACUUUGGUUUUACUACUAUCCUACAACUCAAUUACCCAAGUGGGUUGUGUCCAAACCUCUCAUCAACAACUUGAGCAGCCAUGAAUUCUACGGAAUACCUGAUGUGGAGCAAGACAUUAAUCUUGCCUUCAUCAUCCAGAAGCUUUCCCGCAACAGGGCUUUUCCAGAAAUGGAGACUCUUUUGGAUGAACUUAAGGGGUCCCGGAUCGUUUGUUCUGAGAAGAUGUUUAGUUCUGUCAUCAGGACUUAUGGUAUUGCCAGCAAGCCUAAGGAAGCCCUUAGGCUGUUUCUGAGGAUGGAUGAGUUUUCGGGCGUAAAAAGAGAAAAGUUCGAUGAAAUGCCAGUCAUGGGGAUCGUUCCAAAUGUGGAAAGAACGGUUGGUAGAUGCUGUCAAGGAUGUGUUAGCCGAGAUGAUGCCAGUGAAAAGGCUGCAAAUUCGCAGGUUGCAGAAAUGAAAUUUUUCUUGUUCACAUCAGGUCAAGGGAUUGGCUGCCUGGUAUCUUCCCUGGUACCUUGCAACCAAGGUCACCGCAGCUCUAAUUUGGUUAUGGGGAGUGACUAG